CAUCAGAAUCCAACCCCAGUCGCCAUAAUUUGAUUUCUUUCCUCUUCAUUUCCCUCUUCAGCAGUUCUCCUCAGUCUCUUUCUGUGUAUUUUCUCUCCAUGGUACAAGCAAACAUGUUGCCACCAAAUGUUGUGGGUUCAACCGUUACCACGGGCUGACAGUAGAGAGAAGGAAGAAAUGAGUUAGGGAAGAUUAUGUAGGAGGUCUGGGGUCUCGGACGUGGGCAGCGUUUUUUGAAGAAGAGGAAUGUAUCAGACAGUCGGUAAACAUCGCCGGUAGCUUGAAAACACACACACACCUUCAGACGCAUGAACACACACAUAGUUCCAUGCAGCUCCCGAGGGUUUCAUUGGGAAUUUAGGACAACGUGUCUUCGUUCUGAUCAUACAGGAGCACAUAUCUCACCAGCUGUCUCUAUGGCUCUCCGGUGCUGUGCCGUGUUGGUGCUGCUGUGUGUUUUUGACUCUGCCUCAGCCACAACACUGGCUGACAUGGACUACGGAGGUGUUCCUCUGUGGAUUAAUCGCCUGCUGGGUGAGCCCAGUGUGGUGAGCCUGCAGGGGCGGAUUGACCGAGCCUGGCUCCGGGCCAACAACCCCCAGACCUGCCCUCAGCAGUGCGACUGCCCCAUCCAGUGGCCCACGGCGCUCUACUGCGACCACAGAGGCCUGGCGGACAUCCCUGACCGCCUGCCGGACACAACUCAGUACCUGUUUCUACAGGGCAACAACAUCUCGUCCCUGUCCUCCUCUGUCCUGACCAACAUUACUGAUCUACGCUGGCUCAUCCUGGACCACAACCAGCUGCAGAGCGACCAUCUGGACCAGGUCGAGCUGCAGAACCAGAUCCAGCUGUGUUACUUGUUUGCCAACCACAACCACCUGACAUCAGUGCCCAACGCUCUACCGGCUGGACUCAAGCAGCUGCGACUGGCCCACAACCAGAUCAGCAGCAUCAGCCCCGGAGCUUUCAGGAACCUGCACAACCUGACGCUGCUGCUGCUGCAGGGAAACCGACUGCAAACCAUCCCAGAGGGAGACCUCAACGGUCUGGUCAGUCUGAACCAGCUCGACAUCAGUGGGAAUUUGUUCUCAUCUGUCCCCAGGAAUUUACCCCCUUCUGUCCAGCAGCUCUAUCUGUCCAACAACAGUUUCUCUGAGCUGGAUGAAGGCAGUUUUUCGGGAUUUCUCAACCUUAAGUUCCUUCGUCUAAGUCACUGCGGUCUGCAGAGCGGCAGCGUGCACCUGCAGGUCUUCAACUCCUCCAGCUUGGUGGAACUAGACCUUUCUUAUAACAAACUUACAACCAUUCCCACUGUCCCAAGCACCCUGCAGUAUCUCUACCUGGAGGCCAAUGAAAUACAAGAGUUCAACGUGACCAGUUUCUGCAGAGAGGUGGGACCUCUGUCCUACUCCAGGAUGAAGAUCCUACGUUUGGAUGGAAACAAGAUGUCCUACCAACAGCUGCCGUCCGACUGGGUCUUCUGCCUGCGAGUGCUUGAAAGUAUUUACAUCUGAUCCACCCUCUGAACAUGCAACAAAUUAGGGAAAAAAACGUGACUCAGUUUAAGUUUUUUGUUUCGUCGCUAGCCAACUCAUCACUUAUGAAGUCAAAUAACUCAGCCUUACAGCUAUAAACCAGAAAAGAAGACUCUGAUUCAUUAUGUUUCCAACAUGUAGAUACACACCCAGGCACUGAAGGGAAACUGACCUUCAAAAGAUGCCAAAGCUUGAACUUUACAGUAAACCAGUGUUAUUUUAUCAUAAAGCCAAAAGUCCUGAUCAAAACAUUUCUCAUACCAGCAGUGCAUUCCCAUGGGUUCCUCUCUCUCGCGCUCAUUCCUCUUUUCCAAGUUGUGCAUCAGCAGUGUUGUACAUCUGUGUGUUAUUACCGAAUAGGAACUGUGACAAACCCUCUCAUUUCUGACUGUCCACAAUAAUGUGCUCUGUUUAGACUGAGCUGUGUUAGGGGGAAAGGGAAAGAUGCGUGAAUGGCAAAAUUCAGUAGCUUUCCCCUGAGAGAAUCUGACUCAGUUAGCUGGACAGUGUUACACAGCCACACCAAUCCACACAUGGAAUAUAAACUUCACUUUCUCUAAACUUCUUCUUGCUAAAUAUUGUAACUCUGAUUUGAAAGCAGAUGUGCAUGAUCCUAAAACAUGAAAUUUGGUUUGCACAACUAACAGAGAAAUAUGAUAAGAUAAUAUUGUUUACUGCAAUACUUAACGCUAUACUGUAUUUGUUGAAAUUCUCUUUACAUCUGGAAAGCAAUCAAUAAAUCAAAUGCUUUGACAAAAAAAAAAAAAAUCUGAUAUCUGUGGCUGUCGCAGGACUGUAAUAAGCCCGUCCAAUCAUUUCAUUAGGCCCGAAUGAAAUGAUUCGACGGACUAUCUGCCUGCCUCAUCGCACUCUGCUCAUACACUCAUUCCACAUCACCAGAGUCUUCCACAAGCUGCGAGCUUGACAGCUGUAAGUGCUAACCAUGUUCAUUGUUAACGUUCAUUAUGAUAAUUGUGUGAGGGGCUUUGGAGGGAGGCCUGAAAGGACGGACUGUCAAUGUUGCCAACUUGGCAACUUUCUCUCUAGAUUUAAGGACUUUUGGGGCUGCUGGCUACUUUUAUUGGAAAAGAGUUGGCAACACUGAGUUGUAGUUUCAAAAUGUAGCGUACUCUUGCUGGUUUCUCCAAUGUUGCCGACCCCAGCUUUAAAUUGUCAAUACCUGAAAUAAAAGCAAUCUAGAGACAAUAGUGAUUCAUAUUACACCCUUGUUUUUAUGUACCAUAUUAUUCAUACAAUUUAGUUAAUAUUUAUAAUCAAAAACAAGAAUAUAUGACACAUGUUACCAACCUCUUAAAGAGAGAUUAUCUUCUUCUUCUUCUUCUUCUUCUUCUUCUUCUUCUUCUUCUUAGAAAUAAUACCAUUAGAUUAGAUAGAUUUACAAUAGAUUAUGUUAGAAUCAACUGUAUUGCCUACAGUAAGUAGCCUACCAGUGGAAUGCAGUUUAGCAUCUAACCAGUGCAAACGGUACCAAAGUGCAUAUAGGUAUAUGUAAAAAAAAAAAAGAAAAAGAAUGAAUUCACAGAAUGGACAAUAAACCAAUGAGGUAAUAUAGUAAGGGAUGCAAUCUCACAUCUCUAUACAGUAGCUACAUUAUGUCAAAUAUAAACAAGUGGGUAUACACAGUGUAGAAAGAAGACAGAAAAGUUAUAUAUGGUCAGAGUUAAAUUCAGAUAAUGGAUGGAGCAAAUACAGCAGGGACAGAGACCUGUCUGGCAGCAGCACAUAUUUCAGUACUGUACUGUUUACUACCCUGACAUUUGGCCUUUAAUGGUGCAUUAAAGGAUUUGGGUUGACUUCCA
This is a messenger RNA of Sebastes umbrosus (honeycomb rockfish), 3358 nucleotides long. RefSeq lists its product as uncharacterized. The transcript has 5 exons. The coding region runs from base 309 to 1517 and encodes 402 amino acids. Gene Ontology annotation, molecular function: protein binding. The record is from RefSeq and is a predicted model, not a curated record. NCBI's taxonomy places the organism in Eukaryota, Metazoa, Chordata, Actinopteri, Perciformes, Sebastidae.